AUGAAGGCUCACAAUAUUCUGAUAAGGGUUACUCUCGCCCUAACCAUUUUGAUCACUUUUAGUCAGUCCAAUGCAGAACAAACACAGCCCUUGUCAAAAAUCCUGAAAAUCGAUCUCUUUCUUGAACAAAUUGAUCAGUGGAGUCAUCAUCAGAUGCAAUUCCAAGAAACAAAACUGAAACUAGCACCCUCUAUGGUGCUUACAGGAGCUUUCUGUUUCAUGGCUGCCUUUAUAUCUAGUGCAGGUGGUCUUGGCGGAGGAGGGUUGUAUAUUCCCAUACUGACAAUAGUGGCAGGUCUAGACCUGAAAUCAGCCACAAGUUUCACAGCUUUAAUGGUCUCAUGUGGGUCUUUUGCUACUGUCAUGUGUAACUUGCUUAUAAAAAAUCCCAAUUUUGGUGGUAAGAGCUUGAUAGACUAUGAUAUGACUCUUCUGUCAGAACCAAGCUUGUUACUAGGAGUUAGUGUUGGGGUUAUCUGUAAUCUUGUUUUCCCAGAGUGGCUUAUCACAAUUUUGUUUGCUUUUUUUCUUGCUUGGUCUACCUUUAAGACUUAUAAGAAAGGUGUUUCUCGUUGGAGACUGGAAUCAGAAGAAGCACAGGAGAGAAAUGAGUGUGGGAAUUUUGAGAGUGGGAGUACUAGUAUUAAUGGAACUGAACAGGUAAAGAUUGUCAAAGAGCCUCUUAUGGGGAAUUAUACCAAUGGAGCCAUGUGGAUUGGCAUACUGGGUUGUCUCAUCUCUCCAAAUUCCUCUAGCAAUAAUUUUCACAGCUUGGAUACUAUACAGAGACGAGAGCAGCUGACUUCAAACGAUAAACUUACAGGUAUGUUGGCAGGACUUUUUGGUAUUGGAGGUGGAAUGUUCAUUAGCCCACUUCUGCUUCAUGUUGGCAUGGCACCUGAGAUAACUGCAGCAACUUGCUCGUUCAUAGUUUUCUUUACAUCUACCAUGUCAGCAUUUGAGUAUCUAUUGUUGGGCAUGGAACAAGUUGAUGUCGCCAUCAUCUUUGCCGUCAUUUGUUUUGUUGCAUCACUUCUUGGGCUGCUGGUGGUGCGGAAGGCCAUAGUAGAAUAUGGCAGGGCUUCCAUGAUUGUAUUCUCAGUUAGUACAGUAAUGGCUUUGAGUACUGUUCUGAUGAGCAGCUUUGGAACUCUUCAGUUGGUCUCCAUAUACCAUGCUACAGAACAAGGAACUGUCGGAGAUGGUUGUGAGAUUCUCACUGUUGGGAUUGAUGAUUCAUGGAGACCCCUCACAAUGCCGAGGUUAGAAAAUGUUGAUAAAAAACAUAAGAAGAUAUCAGUUGUUGCCGCAGGUGAGGUUGUUCACUGCAUCAAGGAAAGCAAGAUUGGUUCCAAAAUUUGUCGAGAAAUUGUAUCUCUUGAUUUAGAGAGUGAAAGCUUCACUUAUGCUGCACUACCGUAA
This is a messenger RNA of Dovyalis caffra, 1422 nucleotides long. The record is from the annotation of a GenBank genome assembly. Lineage: Eukaryota; Viridiplantae; Streptophyta; Magnoliopsida; Malpighiales; Salicaceae.